CGCUGUUUCCGUUUCCGCUUCGACCAGCAACCGAGUUCGCGGCGAUCAACUGUGUAGAACCGCGAACGUCGUUUCACGACCCGUCAAAAUGGUUAAAUGAUCGUUGGUGCUCACCAAAUUUCUAGUAUAAGAUUCGUCAUUGUCGCAACGAGGGAAACGGAACGGAGUUACCAGCACAUGCGUCUCCCCGAUUCUUUCGCUCAGCCACGCGCGCAAAUGGAUGUUCCCGCGGUGUGUUUUCGAGUUAUGCUCGUCCAUUCGUUUAAAAUGUCACAAAGUAGCCGUGAAUUAUUACCAUUACUGUGAAAUGCGGUAAACAGCUGGUAGAAUGCCGUCCAUCGUUCCACGAAACUCAUGUCGCAGCUGAGCCAGACUCCGUCCGAGGAGGCCACGUUGGAAGCCCGCGGUUACAAGUUGGUGAGAAAGCUCGGCGAAGGUUGCUAUGCGAAGGUAUACCUGGCCGAGUACAAACCGGAGCAAGAGACCGACCACAAUAGCAUCUUGGCCUGCAAGAUCAUCGAUACCACGAAUGCACCGAAAAACGUCGUCAAGAAGUUCCUGCCGCGUGAACUGGACAUCCUGGUGAAGCUGAAUCACCCGCACGUCGUACAUGUGCAUAGCAUCUUCCAAAGGCGCACCAAAUAUUUUAUAUUCAUGCGCUUUGCCGAGAACGGCGACCUCUUCGACUUCAUGCUGAAGAACGGCCCGGUGGCGGAGAGUCAGGCGCGCGUGUGGUUUAGACAGCUUGCUCUAGGUCUUCAGUACCUGCACGAGAUGGAGAUAGCGCACCGCGACAUGAAAUGCGAGAACGUGCUGCUAACGUCCAACUACAAUGUGAAGCUAGCGGAUUUCGGAUUCGCCCGCUACACGGUCGACGGACGUGGUAAGCGUGUACUUAGCGACACGUACUGCGGCUCGUUGUCCUACGUGGCUCCAGAGAUCCUGCGCAGCUUCCCGUACAACCCAAAGAUAUCCGACAUCUGGUCGCUGGGCGUGAUCUUGUACAUCCUGUUGAACAAGGCGAUGCCCUUCAACGAGACCAAUAUUAAGCGGCUGUACGAGGAGCAGAUAACGCGCAAGUGGAGGUUUCGUCGCAAAGUGAUGGACACUGUGACUGAUCACGUGAAGAAGCUCGUGAGCAACAUGCUGGAGCCGGACGUGUCGAAACGCUGGCAUUUGGACCAGAUCGUCCAGAGUGACUGGAUCGCGAUGGAUCCGCGUCUGCUGGUGCUCACGCCCGCGGAGCAGGCCGCGUUGAACAACGCGAUCGAGGAGCGCAAGAGACACGAGGAGAAAUUCUCUAAGAGGAGCUCAAUACUAAUGCCGAGCCUCGUACGAUCGUUACUUUUGAACGUUCAUAAGUUGAGCUGCCUCUUUCUGUCGUUUAUGUCGUACGUCACGCUGAGCAGAUCGCUGGCGAUCGUCCACUUGAUGUACACGCACAUCUUGUCGUAUAUCCGACAGCAAAAUUCCCAUCAAGCUUCGUAAUAAUAAUAAUAAUAAUAAU
Messenger RNA from Dinoponera quadriceps, 1507 nucleotides. RefSeq names its product testis-specific serine/threonine-protein kinase 1-like. The transcript is spliced from 3 exons. Gene Ontology annotation, cellular component: cytoplasm. The coding region runs from base 355 to 1488 and encodes 377 amino acids. The record is from RefSeq and is a predicted model, not a curated record. Lineage: Eukaryota; Metazoa; Arthropoda; Insecta; Hymenoptera; Formicidae. Gene Ontology annotation, molecular function: ATP binding; protein serine/threonine kinase activity; tau-protein kinase activity. Gene Ontology annotation, biological process: intracellular signal transduction; protein phosphorylation; microtubule cytoskeleton organization.